Messenger RNA from Engraulis encrasicolus (European anchovy), 4344 nucleotides. It is a transcript of the gene fpr1, whose product is annotated as formyl peptide receptor 1. The transcript has 2 exons. Gene Ontology annotation, cellular component: plasma membrane. Gene Ontology annotation, biological process: inflammatory response; phospholipase C-activating G protein-coupled receptor signaling pathway; complement receptor mediated signaling pathway. NCBI's taxonomy places the organism in Eukaryota, Metazoa, Chordata, Actinopteri, Clupeiformes, Engraulidae. Gene Ontology annotation, molecular function: G protein-coupled receptor activity; complement receptor activity. The record is from RefSeq and is a predicted model, not a curated record. Bases 99 to 1259 code for a protein of 386 amino acids.
UUCUGUAUGUCAGCAAACUUGUGGGUGUUGUUGAGGGACUCGUACUCGGAGCGACAGAAGGACUACUGCAUCGUGUCUGGUUAAUAGAGCAGGCAGUGAUGGUGGACUAUGCAAUGAUGGCCUCAACAGAGCCAUCCCAUGGCAACUGGUCAUUGGACAACUGGCCAUUUAACUGGACGGAGGGGGACGACUAUGAUGAAUACGAUGACUAUGAUUACGACCAGCCAAGGCUGAGGAAAUCCCUGAACAUCAUGUCCCUUGUCAUCUACUCCCUGGCGUUUGUCCUGGGCGUGGUCGGCAAUGGCAUCGUGAUCUGGGUGACGGGAUUUAAGAUGAAGAAGACCGUGAACACGGUGUGGUUCCUCAACCUGGCCGUGGCCGACUUCAUGUUCACGGCGUUCCUGCCCAUCAGCGUGGCCUACACCGCCAUGGACUUCCACUGGCCCUUUGGCAGGUUCAUGUGCAAGAUCAACAGCACCUUGACCACCCUCAACAUGUUUGCGAGCGUCUACAUCCUGGUGGUGAUCAGCGUGGACCGCUGCAUCUCCGUGGUGAAGCCCAUCUGGGCGCAGAAUCACAGGAGUGUGCAGAGGGCUUCGGCCGUGAGCCUGGUGGUCUGGUUCCUGGCCCUGGUGCUCAGCUCGCCGUACUUUGUCUUCCGGGACAUAGGCCCCAGCGCCAUGAACAACAACGUCAUCCACUGCUUCAACAACUUUGUCUUCACGGACGACGAGAUCGAGGACACCCCCGAGGUGAGAGCGCUGUACUCGCUGCGCCUCUGCGUCAUGGUGGUGACCCGCGUGGUGCUGGGUUUCGUGGUGCCUUUCAUCGUCAUCGUGUCCUGCUACGCCGUCAUCGUGCAACGGCUCAGGACCAACCGCUCCAUGUCCGGGCGCACGGGCCGGCCCUUCCGAAUCAUCGCGGCGGUCAUCACCGCCUUCUUCCUCUGCUGGGCGCCGUUCCACAUCAUGUCCGUCAUCGAGAUGGCCAACCACAUGCGGGACAGGAUGAGCCCCAGCCUGAACUUUGUCACCAUGAUCGGCAUGCCGAUCACCACCAGCCUGGCGUUCCUCAACAGCUGCCUCAACCCCUUGCUGUACGUCUUCAUGGGCCAGGACUUCAAGGACAAGGUGCGCAAGUCCAUCCUGAAGGUGCUGGAGACGGCCUUCACGGAGGAGGUGUCUCGCACCAACACCUACACCAACUCCAUGCUCACCACGCGCAGCAAAGACAAGUCCUUCUCGGAUGCAGAGGUGUGAGGUGACCUACUUUGUGUAUUAUUUUUUAAAGAGACAAGACACUUCUCAAGACAAAAACAACCACUUUCAUCCAGCCGAAGCACCUAACCACGGACAUACUAUUGGGGUGGUGUGAAGGCUGGACAUUCGAAGCACAAAAACAACUUUUUGAAAUUUCCUCCAUUUUGUAUCCGGAGGUCGAUACAACCCCCAUGCUCUAAGACCUACCAAAUGGAGGCAUUGUAUGUGGAUGGAUGGAUGGAUGUCAGCCACAAUGACUUGCCCUUCAGCCUACUUUCAAGGUUUACACAACUGCACUGCACAGAAUCCAGUCAAACCCUCUACAGGAAUUUUGAGAAGCAGCAAUCUUCUAAUUGCACUGAAUAAGACCUGAGACAGAAUGUUCUGCUUCAGGUAGGCUUGGAGGGGCUCCAGAUCUUACUCAGCACACCUUCGCGUUGUUAAUUGAGAAAAGGUGGUUUUACACACGCACGCACGCACACACACACACACACACACAAACACACACACACACACACGCACACACGCGCGCACACACACACACACACACACACACACACACACACACACACACACACACACACACACACACACACACACACACACACACACCAGGACUCAAAACCAUGCUGCCAUAAGCAGUCAUUAUGUUGUUGCUGAGUAAAGAGGAAAAAACUCAUUCAAUUUGAGAGGAGCCAUUUAUGUUGCGUUGUGUUUAACCAUGAAUGUGGGAUUUGUGUAACCUGGUGGUUUAACGAGCAGUAACAUGAAAAUGUAACUGAUUGUGACCUUUUUUUAACUCUCUGGCUCCUGUUCUCAUGGUUGUUUCCGAAUAGGUACUGCAGAUUUGGAAAAUCCCAUGUUUACACCAAAAUACCCAUUUAUAACUGAAGCGGCAAAGGCCCCCUGCUCUCUGACAGAAGUUAAAAAUCGAUGCAGCGCUACACUGCCAACAUGUUUUUAUGUUUUAUUGCUUUUCGUUUACUUGCUGUUUUGUAAUUAUCAUGUUGAUGUAUGAUUAUAUAAGGACAGUGGUACCCAUCUCAUUCUAGCCCAGUUGUUUGGGCAAUGCACCAUGUAUUUUGUGGUGCACGAUAAGACACACCCUGUGAAAAUAACAAGACUUCACAGCAUGGCAUCCCAAACGAUAUUGUUGAAGAAGCAGUUAAUAGGCUGGAAAGUUCUCAUCAGUGCCAGGGGGCGGUGUUUGGUGUCACUGAUGUUUGCACGACUUUUACAUGUUGCUUACCCCUAUAGUUGCAGGCCAAAGAUCCAAAAUGAUGCCUUUCUCUGACUUUGUUAGAGGCACCAAAGUGAUAUAAAGAGGGUGACAGUCACAAAAUGUGUGUGUGUGUGUGUGUGGGUGUCUGUGUGUGUGUGUGUGUGUGUGUGUGUGUGUGUGUGUGUGUGUGUGUGUGUGUGUGUGUGUGUGUGUGUGUGUGUGUGUGUGUGUGUGUGUGUGUGUGUGUGCACUUAGACUGACUUAAGAGACUUACUUUAUUGAAGAAAAAAUAUAGAAAAGGCAUUUACACGUAAGCUAGACUUGUUUUGGUUCUGUUGUUCUUAUGGUGUCAUAACUGUCUAAUUAUGUCCUCUGUUGGUGACCGGUAGUUUAGGCCUUUUUCGUUUAAACCCCUCUGUUGAAUUCUGGGGACAGUAUUGUUGAAUAAUUAAGUGAAUAAGAAAUCAUUAAAGUUAACUGUGCAAUCAAAUAUAAUCAUGAGCUACAACGAUAAUUUGACUACAUUCAACAAUUGCACGUAUAUGAUAAGAGAUAGUCAUAGUUAGAAGGCUAUGAUAUCUUCAAGAAGUUCAGAAGUACUUUCCUGAUUAAGAAUAAAAACACAGUGAAGCUGACAUCUAUCAAAAAUGUAAAAAGGUUUUUGACACAAUUUGAAAAGGUAAUGUCUUCACACUUUUGAAAAUAAAAUAUUAGUAAUAAUAAAAACACUUCAAAAGGAUGCAGUGCUGGCCCCUCUAAAACACACUGCAUAUUCAUUCACACGUUGCUUAUUCAUCAAUGCUUUCGGAUCAGAAUUAAUCGGAAGCGUUGGACAUUAGUGAGUAUUUCCCUUAUCAUUUUGUGUUACAAUCACAUGAAGGAGGGUAAAUGUGCAGGCCAUUAGACACCUUUGGCAUAAAGAUGGAUCAUUAUUUUGUGAUUGUUUAUUAUUCUGCCACUAUUGAGUUUAAUAUGUCAUGCUCAAUAUACUUGUUGAUAUGAGACUGAAUGUUUUAGGUACUGAUGAAUUGUGUCUAUUGUAGUAUGCUAUGUGAUGAGAUGCCAGAUGUUUUGUAUAUGAAUUGUGAUUCAUUCAUUCCUUGCCAUGCUAUGUUCUAAUAAACAUGAUAUUGAAAAAAAAACAAUGAAAAUGCUGUAUAUUUGAUCAUAACCUUUGUCAAGAAGUCUUCACCCUAUGCAGAGGACAAAUUAGGUGCUGUUUAGCUGGAUAUUUUUAUAUGUGGAUAUUUUUUUCUCCUGGUUGCAUUGGUUUUGGCCUUCCGUUUCCACGAAGCAGAUAUUUAAAAUCCACGUAUAAAAAGCAGGAGAAAAAAAAUAUCCUAUUUAGGGGGCUGAAACGCAUUUGCUACAAUGGAGGAUUUAUUUUUAUCCACAUGUUGCAUUUACACCUAAACAGGAGAAAAAAAUGCCCUGCUAAAAAAAUAUCCUGGAAACAGCACCUUAAAGUGUUAACGUCAGCUCUGGCCAGGCCAUGGUAGUCAAGAAGCUUGCCUCCCUGCCCUUCAUCUCUCAUUCAUUCCUAAUUGAUCCAGGUGUAUCCCCUCAGCUGAUAAUCUUUCUUCCCUAGCGAUUGGCCCCACGGCAUCGGCACGCCUUUUAAAUUCUACCCACCUCCUCUCAACUGUAUGCUGCUCUGUUUUUGCUACCCACCGCCUCCCCUGCUCCACCUUGUCGUGUAUGAUGUAGCAUGGUCUCUUGUCACGUCGCUUGGCUAUGUUCGUGUGGGGAUAUCCAUCUCUGCCUGUCCUGCUGGGGUGAGAAUUCCCUAAACUGAUGCUGCUCCCUGACUACUGCUUUUCCACGGUGCUCAUGGAAAUAGGGGGGUUCCUCCGAACAGAGCUA